GGGCUCUUACAUUGCCGUAUAUUUUUCGUCUGCAGCUGGUUGGCAGGAUGGGGCUACCGCUGUCUGCUCUUGGGUGCUGAGAGAUAUGGUGUUUGUUGCCAAUGUAGGAGAUGCUAAGGCAGUGCUGGCCCGUCUUCCCGCCAAACAGCUACCCACAGAGGGUGUGAGUGCGGAUCACACCGCGAAACCCGGAGACGGAAUCCCAAUGGAAGCAAAAAAGGAGGAGCGUCCCAAAGCUGUCAUCGUAACGCGUGAACACAAGGCAAUUUUCCCCGAAGAACGAGCCCGUGUGGAGAAGGCGGGAGGCUUCGUAGCAAAUGGACGUCUGCAAGGAAGACUGGAAGUGUCUCGAGCAUUUGGUGAUAGACAGUUUAAGAAGGUUGGAGUCUCGGCAGCUCCGGACGUCCAUGCGUUCAAGAUUACAGAGAGAGAGCGGUUUAUGGUUCUCGGAUGUGACGGCUUCUGGGGGGUUUUUGGCCCAAGUGAUGCGGUCGAAUUUGCUGAUAAACUCUUGCAGGAGGGGCUGUCAGUGGAGGUGGUGAGCAAGCGACUCGUAAGAGAAGCAGUGAGAGAACGGCGGUGUAAGGACAAUUGCACGGCAUUGACGAUAGUCUUCAGUCGUUGAUUGAUGAUGAAGUGAUGUCUAUGAGAAGUGUGGUUUAGACAAAGAACGACUUCCGAGAGAUGGAAGUGGGAGGGAAAGGAGACCAGCCGAUAGAAAGUCAGUCAGAGAGCAUAUCCACACUAGGACUUUCAUGAAUGUAUUGGACCGCAACUUUGGCCUGUCCUGGAUGUAUCUGACAGAAAUUACGCCCAGAGAUCAGUCAAAAAAGUCCGACUGUUAGUAUGCCCCGAAACUCGAUGAUUUGCUCUCUGUCUAUCCGAUGUGUCGUCCUUCAUACAAAGUUGAGAUUUGCCCAAAUGGGUCAAAUCUACAUUUGCAACAUAGAGCUGUAGUCUCCUUUUCUUUUUUUCAUCGGACAAAAUUGACAGAAGCCAAGCAACAGAAGACAUACCAUAUGAUGUACAGAGUAUUCUUGCAAGAGAGAGAGAGAGAGAGAGAGAGAGAGAGAGAGAGAGAGAGAAGCAGUAGAUUGUGACAUGCUGUGCUGUUCUCGUCUUCCCGCUGUAUGUGGACUUGGUGAAAUCAAUUGAAGCACCAGUA
Molecule: messenger RNA, 1165 nt
Organism: Chara braunii
Lineage: Eukaryota; Viridiplantae; Streptophyta; Charophyceae; Charales; Characeae
Source: the annotation of a GenBank genome assembly